AUGAUUAUUGUCACAUUCUUUUUUUCUUUCUUCUUUUAUAAAUAAUAUCAACUUUGAACUAACUUCAUCACAUUGAUCAUAAAAAAAAAUUAAAGAUGGGAAGAACUAGAAUGCCAAGUUUUUGCCUAAAUAGAAUUAGGCCUCAUGUUCAAAUUCGUUCACCACCUAUACAAUCCAAAAACAAUAAUAUUAAUGAAGAGAAAAAUGUUCCUUCAUUAGCCAUGCCGGCACCGGCGCCGGAGGGAAAUGUUUCCGGUGAUGAAGUGGCAAAACCGACACGGGUAAUUGGCCGGAAAAUAAUGAUUUUAGUAGAUUCAAGCCUUGAAGCCAAGAAUGCAUUGCAAUGGGCAUUAACUCAUACUGUUCAAAGCCAUGAUUUACUUGUUCUUCUUUAUGUUACUAAACCUCCUUCUUCUAAACAAGAUGAAGAUUCCAAAAAGGAAAUUAAUCCAAGAAUUUUCGAAUUUCUUGCUUCCAUGAAGAAUACUUGCAAGCUGAAAAGACCUGAGGUCCAAGUGGAAGUAGCAGUGGCACAAGGGAAAGAAAAAGGUCCAAUUAUAAUAGAAGAGUGCAAGAAACAUGAUGUGGCACUUCUAGUCUUAGGUCAGAAGAAAAAGUCCAUGACGUGGCGGCUGAUAAUGAUGUGGGCCCAUAGCAGUCGAGUGGUUGGUGGUGGCGGCGGUGGCGGUGGCGGCGGUGGCGGCGGCGGCGGCAGCGGCAGAGGGAUGGUGGAGUACUGUAUUCAGAAUGCUAGUUGUAUGGCAAUUGCAGUGAGGAGAAAAAGCAAGAAACUUGGUGGAUACUUAAUCACUACCAAAAGACAAAAGGAUUUUUGGCUUUUGGCUUGAUUAUAAAUAUGGAUUAAAUUAAAAUUUGGUAUUAGUUCAUAGUGUGCUUCUUGUAAAUUCAUAAUUAUAGUAACUUAUAUGGAUUGGAAAGUGAAAUGGAAAGUUAAUGAGUCAAAAGAUAAUUGAGUUAUGACUUUAUGAGUACUAUUGAGUAUUGAACAAACAAAAAGAUUAGGAUGGUAUGAUAAGUAUUUUAAGUGUUGAUUAGUUAAAGUUAUAGGUAUAUAUUGAUAGCGUGUUUUGAUCAAACUUAUGUAUAUAAUAUUGGUAA
Solanum dulcamara is the source of this 1119-nucleotide messenger RNA. RefSeq lists its product as uncharacterized. Bases 96 to 848 code for a protein of 250 amino acids. The record is from RefSeq and is a predicted model, not a curated record. Lineage: Eukaryota; Viridiplantae; Streptophyta; Magnoliopsida; Solanales; Solanaceae. The transcript has 3 exons.